GCGGCGAGGUGGAUGCGGAAGUAAUUGACAGGAAACGAAGCUGCCAGGCAAAGAGAAGACUGCCGAAGGCCGAACUCGAGGUGUAAUUCUACAAUUGUAAUCAAAAUACCACAUAUAGGCCGUCCGAAAUGUCGAAGAAUACCGUGUCCGACCGCUUCAGGCGAGUAGAUGUGGAUGAAUACGACGAAAACAAAUUUGUCGACGAGGAGGACGGAGGAGAGAACCAGCUGGGUCCUGACGAGGCGGAGGUGGAUUCGCUGAUCAGACAAGGAAAUCUUAUGGAAGCACUGCAGGCAGUGCUGAAAAAUCCCCCCAUCAACACCAAGAACCAGAACGUUAAGGAGCGGGCAGAAGGUCUUGUUCUCAAGGUGCUCAGCUCCUUCAAGAGCAGUGACAUCGAGAAGGGGGUGCAGUCACUGGACAAGAACGGGGUGGACCUGCUCAUGAAGUACAUCUACAAGGGCUUUGAGAGGCCUUCUGAAAACAGCAGCGCAGUCCUGCUGCAAUGGCACGAGAAGGCACUCUCGGCUGGGGGCGUGGGCUGCAUCGUCAGGGUGCUGACCGCGAGGAAGACUGUGUAACUGAGGACCAAGAGGAAGAUGCCAGUGAAACAUGCAGGCGGCAAGGUUCUGGUGGAUUUAUCACAGGGGGGGGGGGAAUAA
This is a messenger RNA of Gadus chalcogrammus (walleye pollock), 662 nucleotides long. It is a transcript of the gene arpc5b, whose product is annotated as actin related protein 2/3 complex, subunit 5B. Gene Ontology annotation, molecular function: actin filament binding. Gene Ontology annotation, cellular component: actin cytoskeleton; cytoplasm; Arp2/3 protein complex. The coding region runs from base 129 to 581 and encodes 150 amino acids. The record is from RefSeq and is a predicted model, not a curated record. Gene Ontology annotation, biological process: regulation of actin filament polymerization; cell migration; Arp2/3 complex-mediated actin nucleation. Lineage: Eukaryota; Metazoa; Chordata; Actinopteri; Gadiformes; Gadidae. The transcript is spliced from 4 exons.